Messenger RNA from Baudoinia panamericana UAMH 10762, 419 nucleotides. RefSeq lists its product as uncharacterized. The record is from RefSeq and is a predicted model, not a curated record. Lineage: Eukaryota; Fungi; Ascomycota; Dothideomycetes; Mycosphaerellales; Teratosphaeriaceae. The transcript has 2 exons. Bases 117 to 281 code for a protein of 54 amino acids.
CGCAUGCCAUCCACUCCAACUGGCGGAAGGUCCCACGCAAAGUGACGGGGCGCGUCUUCCAGGUAUCUUCUAGAUCUCCCACCAAGUCAUAGUCCACUCCAGCCAACUUUUGCAACAUGACGGCGUGGGAAUUUGUCUUCUCUCGGACGGAUCAUGUCGCCCAAGCGAAGCGGACAGCGCGAAUAGGCAUCGAGGCGCUGGUUGUUAACAUACUAUCAUGCAUACUGCCCCCUUCGGUAAUUAUGAGCUGCUGGGCGGUCGAAGAGCGUAUUGUUCACUAAUAGCCUAGCCAAGCUCUUACUAUCUGAUCUAGGCGCUCGGCUAUCUGUAAGGCUCAGGCCGGUUGAGACAGGCUAUCCGAUCAGAGUAGUACGAGCAAGUCAAUGGCCGAACGUCAGGCAUGGUGAAUAUAGUGUGUG